Nicotiana tabacum (common tobacco) is the source of this 1269-nucleotide messenger RNA. Lineage: Eukaryota; Viridiplantae; Streptophyta; Magnoliopsida; Solanales; Solanaceae. The record is from RefSeq and is a predicted model, not a curated record.
UGGAGGCAAGGACAGGGUAAUGUUGUUGUUGGGGUCCUAACACCAAGUGUCUCUGACGAGGAUAAUACUCCUGAUUCAUUUUACUUCAAUAUUCUUCCCUUUGCUGAGGAUGUCCGGGAGUUCCAGUUUCCUUCUUUCAUCAAUCUGCCUUCAUCAAUGCAGCCAAAUGAAAAGCAACAAGAGGCAGCAGAUAAAUUGGUUCAGAUGUUGGAUCUUGCACCAACCGGAAAACAGGAAAUUUUGCCACCUGACUUUACAACUAAUCCUGUUCUGGAGCGUUACUACCGCUAUCUUGACUUGAAGUCAAAGCACCCAGAUGCAGCUGUUCCUCCACUUGAUGAAACCCUCAGAAAAAUAACAGAACCUGAUGUUGAACUUCUUUCUCGAAACAAGUCCAUCAUAGAGGAAUUCCGUAGGUCUUUUGAACUAAAAGAGAAUCCAAAGCUGAAAAAAUCAACUAGAAGAAUUAUGAAAGAGAGACCUUCAGGAUCAGAUGGGGAAGGAGAAGAGUUCGACAAAGAUGCUGAUGCCAAGGCUAUUGACUCCAUAGGAUACUCAUCCAAAGACAAAGUUGAGAAAAUUGGAGACAUAAAUCCUGUUAAAGACUUUGAGGAGAUGAUGUCUCGAAGAGAUAAUCCACGAUGGAUUAGUAAGGCCAUUCAGGAUAUGAAAAAUAAGACCUUUGAUCUAGUAGAGAAUUCUUGUGAAGGCGAUACAUAUGAUAAAGCAUUGGAAUGUUUAGUGGCUCUACGCAGAGGUUGCAUCCUUGAGCAAGAACCAAAGCAGUUCAAUGAUUUCUUGUGCCACCUGUAUAAAUUCUGCCAAGAAAAAGACCUGAGAAGUUUUUGUCAAUAUCUUGCAUCUCAUGGAAUGAACUUGAUAACCAAGACGGAAGCUCCAGACAGUGAAAUUCCAGAACACGAGGCCAGAAGCUUUAUGGUCAAGCCUGAACCUGACUCGCAAAAUGUGGAAUCAGAGGCUAAAGCAGAGGAUGAUAUUAUGAGUAUAUUCCUGGGAGGAAAAUAGAAAAGGAAACCUAGAGAUGCAUAUUGUGUGAUGUACAGGCAAUUAGCAUUUUCAGCUAGAAAUGACACUUCGUAAAAAAGAUUCUCAACUUAUUUUGUGCAACGACGGAGAAGGGAGGUUUAGGAUAAGGGAAAGAAAUGAGAAGAUGAAUCUUAGACCUUGAUGAGCUUUAUUUUAUUAUUCCAUGCUCAAGUUUGUUCUUUUGGUUGUUCAAAGUCCAAUUUUUAUUUGCCUAUUUUGUCA